AUGAUUAAAGAUGAAGAAAAAGAAGACAGCAUGUUAGAACGAGAACCAGUUCAAAUUGAAGAGGUGUUAGAUGGCAAAGCCAAAAGUGUAAAAUUAGAGCCUGUUCAAGAAAAUGAUGACUAUUUGUACGCAAAUAUAAAACUUGAAAAGGAUUUACAAACAGAAUUAAUGAUUAAAGAUGAAGAAUUAGAAGAAAGUAUGUUAGAACCACAACCAGUUCAAAUUCAAGAAGUGUUAGGUGAAUCUGUUUUAGAAGAAAAACGAUUUUCUUGUGAUAUUUGUACUAAAAGAUUUACUACGAAAAGUUCUUUAGUUAAUCAUAAAAAAGUUCAUCGUGAAGAAAAACGAUUUUCUUGUGAUAUUUGUACUAAAAGAUUUACUACGAAAAGUUCUUUAGUUAAUCAUAAAAAAGUUCAUCGUGAAGAAAAACGAUUUUCUUGUGAUAUUUGUACUAAAAGAUUUACUACGAAAAGUUCUUUAGAUAAUCAUAAAAAAGUUCAUCGUGAAGAAAAACGAUUUUCUUGUGAUAUUUGUACUAAAAGAUUUACGAAAAGUUCUUUAGUUAAUCAUAAAAAAGUUCAUCGUGAAGAAAAACGAUUUUCUUGUGAUAUUUGUACUAAAAGAUUUACGAAAAGUUCUUUAGUUAAUCAUAAAAAAGUUCAUCGUGAAGAAAAACGAUUUUCUUGUGAUUUUUACAAUCUAGAAAUGAAAGAAGAUCAAAGCAGUGAUACAAUGCAAGAAAUAUUUGAAAACAUUGAAAGUGUUAAAGUUAUUGCCGGUGGAAUAAUUAAAAAUGAAAUAUUAGGUGACAGUAGUGAAAUGAUGAAAGAAAAACACAACAGUAGCGUUACUACGAAAUGUGAACAAAUUCAACGAAAAGAGGAACAUUUGUCUGUGAUUAAAAAUAUGAAACUUGAAAAAGAAUUACAUACAGAAUUAAUGAUUAAAGAUGAAGAAUUAGAAGAAAGUAUGUUAGAACCACAACCCGUUCAAAUUCAAGAGGAUCCGUUUUCAUGUGAUGUUACUGAUCAAAGCAAUUUAGUUCAACAUAAACUUCUUCAUGGUGGAGAAAAAUCAUUUUCAUGUGAUACUUGUAAUAAAUCAUUUAAUACCCAAAGUUAUUUGAUUAAGCAUAAACGGACUCAUACUGGAGAAAAACCAUUUUCAUGUGAUGUAUACUACACAACUGAUGUAUGGAAAAAUAACCAUAAUUAA
Messenger RNA from Chrysoperla carnea, 1215 nucleotides. Its product is annotated as zinc finger protein 271-like. Gene Ontology annotation, cellular component: nucleus. Gene Ontology annotation, molecular function: RNA polymerase II cis-regulatory region sequence-specific DNA binding; DNA-binding transcription factor activity, RNA polymerase II-specific. NCBI's taxonomy places the organism in Eukaryota, Metazoa, Arthropoda, Insecta, Neuroptera, Chrysopidae. Bases 1 to 1215 code for a protein of 404 amino acids. The record is from RefSeq and is a predicted model, not a curated record. The transcript has 3 exons. Gene Ontology annotation, biological process: regulation of transcription by RNA polymerase II.